GCCGCGUUCUGGAAGAGGCGAGGGGGAGAGCGCGCGAGAGAGGAGGAGAGAGACGGCGGGGGAAAGAGAGACGGCGAGACACUCGGCGCCGGCGCCCGGGAGACCCAGGAGGAGCCCGCAGAUAACCAGGCCGAGUCAUGCAGUCUUUUCGAGAAAGGUGUGGUUUCCAUGGCAAACAACAGACCUACCAGCAGACCUCACAGGAAACAUCACGCCUGGAGAAUUACAGGCAGCCUAGUCAGGCUGGGCUGAGCUGCGACCGGCAGCGGCUGCUUGCCAAGGACUAUUAUAACCCCCAGCCUUACUCAGGCUACGAGGGCGGUGGCGCCAGCACGCCCUCCAGCACUGCAGCGGUGGUGGCUGAGAAGUACCAUCGAGGCAGCAAGGCCCUGAACGCACAGCAGGCCCUGCAGGGGAGGCCAGCUUUCCCCGGCUAUAGCGUGCAGGACAGUGGCCCCUACGCGGGCCGCUACUCUGGGGAGGACAGCCUGCAGGCUUGGGGAGCCCCACAGCCACCACCCCCACAGCCGCAGCCCCUGCCAGGAGGAGUGGGCAAAUACGAUGAGAACUUGAUGAAAAAGACAGCAGUGCCCCCCAGCAGGCAGUACCCAGAGCAGGGUGCCCAGGUGCCCUUCCGGACUCACUCCCUGCAUGUCCAGCAGCCACCCCCACCACCACCACAGCAGCUUCCACAGCCCCAGCAGCCCCUGGCGUACCCCAAACUCCAGAGACAGAAACUGCAGAAUGACAUCGCCUCCCCUCUCCCCUUUCCCCAAGGUGGCCACUUCCCCCAGCACUCCCAGUCCUUCCCCACCUCCUCUACCUACUCUUCAUCUGGCCAGGGCGGAGGGCAGGGAGCCCACACCUAUAAGAGCUGCACAGCGCCAUCUGCCCAGCCCCACGACAGGACACUGACAGCCAAUGCUAGCCUGGCCCCAGGGCAGCGGGUCCAGAACCUUCAUACCUAUCAGUCAGGCCGACUCAGCUAUGACCAGCAGCAGCAGCAGGCCCUUCAGAGCCGGCACCAUGCCCAGGAAACCCUGCAUUACCAGAACCUCGCCAAGUAUCAGCACUACGGACAGCAAGGCCAGGGCUACUGCCCACCAGACGCAGCCGUCAGGACCCCGGAACAGUACUAUCAGACCUUCAGCCCUGGCUCCGGCCACUCACCCGCACGCUCCGUGGGCCGCUCUCCUUCCUACAGCUCCACGCCGUCGCCGCUGAUGCCAAACCUGGAGAACUUCCCCUACAGCCAGCAGCCGCUCAGCGCAGGAGCCUUCCCCACCGGGAUUGCCGACCAUAGCCACUUUAUGCCCCUGCUCAACCCCUCCCCGACAGACGCCACCAGCUCUGUGGAUGCCCAGGCUGGCAACUGCAAGGUCCUACAGAAAGACAAGCUGCCCGAGAAUCUGCUGUCAGACCUGAGCCUGCAGAGCCUCACGGCACUGACGUCGCAGGUGGAGAACAUCUCCAACACCGUUCAGCAGUUGCUACUCUCCAAGGCUGCUGUGCCACAGAAGAAAGGUGUCAAGAACCUUGUGUCCAGGACACCAGAGCAGCACAAAAGCCAGCACUGCAGCCCGGAAGGCAGCGGCUACUCUGCUGAGCCAGCAGGCACACCGCUGUCGGAGCCUCUGAGCAGCACGCCACAGUCAACGCACGCCGAGCCUCAGGAGGCUGACUACCUGAGUGGCUCAGAGGACCCACUGGAGCGCAGCUUCCUCUACUGCAGCCAGGCCCGCGGCAGCCCUGCCAGGGUCAAUAGCAACUCCAAGGCCAAGCCUGAGUCUGUGUCCACCUGUUCUGUGACCUCUCCCGACGACAUGUCCACAAAAUCCGAUGACUCCUUCCAGAGCCUGCACAGUAGUCUGCCGCUCGACAGCUUCUCCAAGUUCGUGGCAGGUGAGCGGGACUGCCCACGGCUGCUGCUCAGCGCUCUGGCCCAGGAGGACCUGGCCUCCGAGAUCUUGGGACUGCAGGAAGCCAUUGGUGAGAAGGCUGACAAGGCCUGGGCUGAGGCAUCUGGUCUCACCAAGGAUGCCAGCAAGCAGCCUUUUCCUCUGGAGAACCACAGCGCCUGCCUGGACCCUGUGGCCAAGAGUUCGUGGCCAAGGCCUGGAGAGCCAGAGGCCCUACCUGACUCCUUACAGCUGGACAAGGGUGGCAAUGCCAAGGACUUCAGCCCAGGGCUGUUUGAAGACCCUUCUGUGGCCUUUGCCACCCCCGACCCCAAGAAGACAACUGGCCCACUCUCCUUUGGCACCAAGCCCACCCUCCGUGCUGCUGCUCCAGAACCCACCACAGCCGCUUUUGACUGCUUCCCAGACACAACUGCCACCAGCUCAGCAGACAGUGCCAACCCCUUUGCCUGGCCAGAGGAGAACCUGGGGGAUGCUUGUCCCCGGUGGGGAUUGCAUCCCAGUGAGCUCACCAAGGGCCUGGAGCAGGGGGGGAAGGCUUCAGAUGGUGUUGGCAAAGGGGAUGCCCACGAGGCCUCUGCCUGUCUGGACUUCCAGGAGGAGGAGGCCCCUGGGGAGAAGGUGGCCUCAUUGCCUGGGGACUUCAAGCAGGAGGAGGCAGGUGGGGUGAAGGAGGAGUCAGGCGGGCUGCUACAGUGCCCUGAGGUGAGCAAGGACCGGUGGCUGGAGGACAGCCGGCACUGCUGCUCUGCCACCGACUUUGGGGACCUCCCACUGCUGCCGCCCACUGGCAGAAAGGAAGACCUGGAGGCUGAGGAGGAGUACUCGUCCCUGUGUGAGCUCCUAGGCAGCCCAGAGCAGAGGCCCAGCAUGCAGGACCCGCUGUCGCCGAAGGCCCCGCUCAUCUGCACCAAGGAGGAAGUGGAGGAGGUACUGGACUCCAAGCCUGGCUGGGGUUCCCCGUGCCACCUCUCUGGGGAGUCUGUAAUCUUGCUGGGUCCUACUGUGGGCACUGAGUCGAAGGUCCAGAGCUGGUUUGAGUCCUCUCUGUCCCACAUGAAACCAGGUGAAGAUGGGCCGGAUGGAGAGCGGGCCCCAGGGGAUUCCUCCACCUCUGACACCUCUCUGGCUCCGAAGCUGAGCAAGCCUGCUGUGCCUGAGGCACCUAUCGCUAAGAAAGAGCCUGUGCCUCGGGGCAAAAGCCUGAGGAGCCGGCGGGUGCACCGGGGGCUUCCUGAGGCUGAGGACUCCCCAUGCAGGGCACCCGCACUGCCCAAAGACCUCUUGCUCCCUGAAUCCUGUGCAGGCCCCCCACAGGGACAGAUGGAAGGAGCUGGGGCCCCGAGCAGGGUGGCCUCAGAAGGGCUCCCUCGGAUGUGCACCCGCUCCCUCACAGCCCUGAGUGAGCCUCGUACACCUGGGCCUCCGGGACUGACCACCACUCCGGCACCCCCAGACAAAAUGGGGGGUAAGCAGCGAGCUGCCUUCAAGUCAGGUAAGCGUGUGGGUAAGCCUUCACCCAAGGCUGCAUCUAGCCCUAGCAACCCGGCCGCCCUGCCCGUGGCCUCUGAAAGCAGCCCUAUGGGCUCCAAGACCAAGGACAUGGACUCACCCAACAUGCACAGCAAGGACCAGCGCUCCAUGAUUCUUCGGUCCCGCACCAAACCCCAGGAGGUCUUCUACUCCAAGCGACGGCGGCCCUCAGAGAGCCGGCUUCCCAACUGCCGGGCCACCAAGAAGCUCCUUGCCAACAACCACCUGGCUGCCACAUACAAGAUCUCCAGCAGCCCCCAGAAGGAAGGCAGGGUGAGCCAGCGGGUAAGGGUCCCCAAGCUCAGUGCAGGUGGCAAUCUUUCUGACCGGCCCCUCCAUGCGCUGAAAAGGAAGUCUGCCUUCAUGGCCCCUGUCCCCACCAAGAAGCAGAACCUGGUGUUACGGAGCCGCAGUAGCAGCAGCAGCAACGCCAGUGGCAAUGGCGGUGAGGGGAAAGAGGAGAGGCCUGAAGGCUCCCCCGCCCUCUUCAAGCGGAUGUCUUCUCCCAAGAAAGCUAAGCUCACCAAGGGCAGCAACGAGCCCACUGUGAAGCCCCCAGCCCCAGAGACCCCUGACACCUGCAUCAAGCUCACCUCUCGGGCGGCCUUCCAGGGAGCCAUGAAGACUAAGGUCCUGCCUCCGCGGAAAGGCCGGGGCCUGAAGCUGGAAGCCAUCGUACAGAAGAUCACCUCUCCCAGCCUGAAGAAGUUCGCGUGCAAGGCACCCGGGGCCUCCCCUAGUAAUUCUCUGAGCCCAUCCCUCCAUGAGAAGGACCGUGGUCUCAAGGGUACAGGGGGCAGCCCAGUGGGGGCAGAAGAAGGUCUUUUAAACAUGGGCACUGGGCAGAAGCUCCCAGCGGCUUCAGGGGCCGACCCGUUAUGCAGGAAUCCGGCCAAUAGAUCCUUAAAAGGCAAACUAAUGAACAGUAAGAAACUGUCCUCAACUGACUGUUUCAAAAUUGAGGUCUUCACAUCCCCGGAGGCUCUGCUGCCUGCGGGGACUGCCCUGGCACCUAAGAAGAGAAGCCGGAAAGGCCAAACUGGAGCCCUCGGACUCUGCAAAAGCCAAUUGGAGAAGCGGCCCUAUCUUGGCCCGUCUUUGGUCCUGACUCCCAGAGACAGGGCCAAUAGCAUGCAGGGGGUCAGUGAGGACAACUCUGGUGGAGGAGGCAAGAAGCCAAAGAUGGAGGAGCUGGGCCUGGCCUCCCAGUCCUCUAAUGGCCGGCCCUGCCAGCCCCAGACAAGGGCACAGAAGCAGCCAGGCCACACCAACUAUAGCAGCUAUUCCAAGCGGAAGCGCCUCACUCGGGGCCGUGCCAAGAACAACACCUCUUCACCCUGCAAGGCACGUACCAAGCGGCGCCGGCAACAGCAGAUGCUGCCUCUGGAUCCUGCAGAACCUGAAAUCCGCCUCAAAUAUAUUUCCUCUUGCAAGCGGCUGAGGGCAGACAGUCGGACCCCAGCCUUCUCUCCCUUUGUGCGGGUGGAGAAGCGAGAUGCGUUCACCACUAUAUGCACUGUUGUCAACUCCCCUGGGGACGAGCCCAAACCCCACAGGAAGCCUGCCUUCUCUGCCUCCUCCGCCUCUUCCUCAUCCUCAUUCUCCCUGGACGCAGCCGGGGCCUCCCUGGCCACACUCCCUGGAGGCUCCGUCAUGCAACCACGGCCCUCCCUGCCCCUCUCCUCCACAAUGCACCUGGGGCCUGUGGUUUCCAAGGCCCUGAGUACCUCUUGCCUUGUUUGCUGCCUCUGCCAAAACCCGGCCAACUUCAAGGACCUCGGUGACCUUUGUGGUCCUUACUAUCCUGAACACUGCCUCCCCAAAAAGAAGCCAAAACUCAAGGAGAAGGUGCGACCAGAAGGCACCUGUGAGGAGGCCUCCCUGCCCCUUGAGAGAACACUCAAAGGCCUUGAGUGCGCAGCUGCUGCUGCCCCUGGGAAGCCUUCACGGCCUGACGGCCCAGCCGACCCGGCCAAGCAGGGCUCCCUGCGCACCAGUGCCCGGGGCCUGUCCCGGAGGCUGCAGAGUUGUUACUGCUGUGACGGUCGGGGGGACGGGGGUGAGGAGGUAGCCCCAGCUGACAAGAGCCGCAAGCAUGAGUGCAGCAAGGAGGCCCCAGCGGAGCCUGGUGGGGACACCCAGGAGCACUGGGUGCACGAGGCCUGCGCUGUGUGGACCAGCGGGGUCUACCUGGUGGCCGGAAAGCUCUUUGGGCUGCAGGAGGCCAUGAAGGUGGCCAUAGACAUGACAUGUUCCAGUUGUCAGGAAUCCGGGGCCACCAUCGGGUGCUGCCACAAAGGAUGUGUCCACACUUACCAUUACCCGUGUGCCAGUGAUGCAGGUUGCAUAUUCAUCGAAGAGAACUUUUCUUUGAAAUGUCCCAAACAUAAGAGAUUGCCGUUGUAAUGCACCCCAACGUCCAGGGGAAGCCGCUGGAGUCCGUCUGCCGCCGCUGAGAGAGAGGAGCCGCCGACGCAGCCCCCGAGCCUUGGAGCUGCUCCCAGCGGGGGCCCAGAGCCGAUCCUUGAUCUGGGCUCCGGAUCCUGGAUCCGGCCGCCAAGGGCUCGUACCGGCGGCCCCGGGUUGGGAAGAAAACCCGUUCCGGAGCCGCCUGCUCCCGGAACCGGACGGCACAGGGUGUUCUCACCCACACCCCAGGGGCCAGGCUUGGAGAGGGGAACCCGCAGAGCGGCCAGACUCCAUGGGGCGCUCAGCUUACGGUGGGGGUGGGAGCCGCUGUGACCUGGGAACGCUUUACCCCGGGAAGUUCAAGACCGUGGCGCACAUUCCACCGGGCGCUGCUACCACCCCAGUCGGUCGUGGCAUACAGCUGGGCGCCCUAAGGGUGGAGGUGGGGCCCGGACGGCCCUGGAAGAAGCCGAGGGUGGCUCCUGGCUCCGUGAACAAGGCGGGGUUAAACGAAGUCUUUCUGGAGAGGGCUGGGCCGGCGGCAGAGGGAGCCGGAGGCUUUGGAACAGACCUUCCCGAGCGCGUCCAGGCGCCCGAAGCUCUCGUUCGGCUGGAGCAAAGCUUAGGGUUGUCCUGGGCCUCUGCUCAGGGGAUGCGGGUUCCCCGGUGUGGGCGAAACUGGGACACCUUUUAGCUUUUGUUCGUCCCUUUCCCAGCCCAGCCCACCCCUGGAGCCCAGCCUGGGAGCGCAAAAGGAAAAGAUACUCGUCCUGAGCGCAUCUCUGGUUGAGCCAGGAUUGUCCCUCUGCACCACCAACAGGGACCACAGCGCCCACUUGGUCCAGAAGCAGCAGGGACAGCGCUAGAUUUGUGUACAAAACCUGUGUACCCCUCUAUAUAUAUGUUACAUAGAAUGUAUAUAUGUUGGGAACAUGCUCGCUUCUCCUGUCGCCGCCAUGCGUCCUGCAGCACAGAGCCCCAUCUGGGCCUUUGCCAGGGAGGGGGCUACUGCAAUGCCUCUUACCCAUGCAGCCACCACUGGCCCAGACCAGUCCCCGCCAGUCUGUCUGCCUGUCUGUCCAUGUCCUCAGCUCUGUCCACGCUUCAAUAGGCCUGACGCAGCCCCCAGCCCGGGGCCGCCAUAGUAAUUUCCUGUAUAUAUGACUGUAAAAUGGUAAACGUGUGUAUUAUAUCUGGCCUCGUUAUAUAGUGUAUAUAUAUGUAUACAUAUACAUAUAUAUAAUAUAUAUGAAGACUGUAAAUGUUAAGACGACUAGUGUUCUUAUUAGUAUAUUGCUUCACACUGAAGAUUGUGUGUAUCGAGCUGUUUCUAAAAGAUGUUUAUUUUCCUUAAGAGUAAAAAACAGUCAUUGCAUUCAGAAAAAAAAGUCAAUAAAGAUACAACGAUUGUUUUGGAAA
Messenger RNA from Otolemur garnettii (small-eared galago), 7280 nucleotides. It is a transcript of the gene RAI1, whose product is annotated as retinoic acid induced 1. Bases 138 to 5858 code for a protein of 1906 amino acids. Gene Ontology annotation, cellular component: nucleus. Gene Ontology annotation, biological process: circadian regulation of gene expression; regulation of transcription by RNA polymerase II. Lineage: Eukaryota; Metazoa; Chordata; Mammalia; Primates; Galagidae. The record is from RefSeq and is a predicted model, not a curated record. The transcript has 5 exons.